UGGGAAUGGAAAAAACACUAACAGCCAUUCUUCUCUUUUCAACAACAUUGCCACAUCUUCUUGUGACCUUCACUCUGUUGCAGAGUUGGACUGAUGUGGCACAGAGCCUAAGUGGGCUUCUAUGGUAAAGCUCAUCCAGUAUGGCAGGAAAAGUAUCGUCGCCGGCGGCUAACCAGCCAAAUCAGACAGAGCCCAUCCGAAAGGCUAGCCGUCAUGGUGACGACAGGGCCAGUUUAAGCCUCCCUGAGCGGCUGAUGGUUGCUAUCUCUAUGCUUUUUGCCUUGUGUACUUUGCCUUUAACUCUUCUUACAUGCAUGAAGGUAGUCGCAGAGUAUGAACGAGCGGUCAUCUUCCGAUUUGGUCGAAUUGUACACACAAAACCAAAAGGACCAGGUAUUUUCAUCGCCUGGCCUCUCAUAGAUAGAUUUAUACGUGUGGACUUGAGAACAGUGUCCUUUGACAUCCCACCCCAAGAGAUCCUGACGAAAGACUCAGUUACUGUGUCUGUGGAUGGAGUAGUUUACUACCGUGUGAUCUGCCCCAUCUCUUCUGUGGCCAACGUUGAGAAUGCACAAGGAGCAACUCAACUGUUGGCACAGACCACUCUGAGGAACGUAUUGGGCACCAAGAACCUUUCACAGCUUCUUUCAGACAGAGCAUGCAUCUCACAAAGCAUGCAGGAUACUCUUGAUGAAGCCACUGAUGUAUGGGGCAUCAAGGUGGAGCGUGUGGAGAUCAAGGACGUGAAGCUUCCCCACCAGUUGCAGAGAGCUAUGGCUGCUGAGGCAGAGGCUACACGGGACGCCAGAGCUAAGGUGAUUGCUGCUGAGGGAGAGAUGAAUGCCUCUCGGGCGUUAAAGGAGGCAUCUCUGGUCAUCGCCGAGUCUCCCUCCGCUCUGCAGCUGCGCUACCUGCAGACCCUCACCACCAUCGCAGCCGAGAGGAACUCCACCAUCAUCUUUCCCCUGCCCAUUGACAUGAUGCAGCAGUUCGUCCGCAAGAAUUGAUGGGAUGAAGACGCAGAAAUAAACCGCUGAAAUGC
Sardina pilchardus (European sardine) is the source of this 1042-nucleotide messenger RNA. RefSeq names its product stomatin-like. The record is from RefSeq and is a predicted model, not a curated record. NCBI's taxonomy places the organism in Eukaryota, Metazoa, Chordata, Actinopteri, Clupeiformes, Clupeidae. Gene Ontology annotation, cellular component: plasma membrane. The coding region runs from base 141 to 1007 and encodes 288 amino acids. The transcript is spliced from 8 exons.